AUGAGAGCCUCUGGCCACUCCCUCACCUCCCUUCGCCUGGGGCCCACUCCCACGGAUGCAUCCCACUGGGAAGACCCGUAUGGGCAUGCCCAGCAACAGCAGCAGCGGCAGCAUGAGGAGCAGCAGCAGCAGCAGCAGCAGCAGCAGCAGCAUGAGGAGCAGAACGGCCAUGCAGAGCAGCAACGGCAUGCAGAAGAGCAGCACGAGCGCAUCUCCCCAGUGUUUUUCCAGCAUUGUCCGCGGCUGCAGCAGCUGCAUCUGGAGCGUGCCAACUGGCACCUCAGCAGCCUCCAUCCCUCGUGGCUCAAAGCCUUAAGGGCCCUCACCAUCCACCAUUCCCACUGCACCGCCUCGGAUUUCGAGUUUCUGGCCCAAAUCACGCCGCAGCUACACGAACUCUCCCUCUACGUGUUGAACCAGGGACAGAGUCCAUGCACCCUCGACCUUAGCUUCUCCGCUGCUCAAUCCAUCCACCUCGUGUUGGACCAGCACAGAGUGCACCUCGCGCUCUCCCUCCCUGCCUCUCUCAACUCCCUGUCUGUUUCAGCGCAUUCUCUCGACCUGGACUGUCGCUGUGAAACCCCGCUCUCCCUCGACUUCCUCAUGCUGAUUGGUCGCAAGCGCCUCGUGGUGGCAUCGCUCCCCCUCGCAUCAGCCAAAGACGUCUACCUGAACGCAACAAGCAUGCAAGAGGAGUCAUUCAAUCCUCUCACCAACCCUCCUCACUCCCUCAGCAACCCCUUUCACUCCCCUCGGAUUUCUCCGAAUCAGCCUUCCAUCUCCCGGGAACUUUACUCUCCAUCCAUCUCUGAAUCCUCCUUGAUCCGCGUGCUGCAAUCAGUAGCCCCCACAGUGGAGGCACUGAUGGUGCCACACUCGCUACCAAUAGAGGCAGUGGAGGGCGAGUGGAGGGAGCUGCACCGCCUGGCAAUCGGUGUGCGUGGGAGCAAGGCGGGUGGGGGAAGGUGCAGGACGACAGUGGAGGCAGCAGAGGCUCGUGCGGGCGGCAUCAGCCGUUUGUACACGAGGAGAGGUGGCAUGGGGGAAGGAGGAGACAGAGGCACGCUGCGGUCUCUCCUGUUCGUCACGCGCCGGUGCAACUCCGACACUCUCGUGUCGCUGCAAGAGGACUUCUCCUCGUUGGAGAUCUACUGCGUUGUUGGCAGGUUGUUCUGCUGGAAGCCCAUUGGCAGCGAGCGGCUCAGUCAGCCCGUCGUGUGUGUGAGUGCACAUCGGACUGCUUCAAAUGCUCCGCGGUUUGAGACAACGGAAGGCUCGAGUGGCGAGAUAGAUGUGGGCGACUUUCUGGACGGCCUUCAGUGCCUCUGA
Closterium sp. Naga37s-1 is the source of this 1329-nucleotide messenger RNA. The record is from the annotation of a GenBank genome assembly. NCBI's taxonomy places the organism in Eukaryota, Viridiplantae, Streptophyta, Zygnematophyceae, Desmidiales, Closteriaceae.